AACUAGUUGCCGAAAUUAGCAUAAAUCGCACAGCAUGGAGCGUAUUUUGAGAGGAAUUAUGCGUUAUCGCAACACGACCCGCGAGCAAAUGGUCAAAGAAUUUCAAAAAGUUCGCGACCACCCAGAGCCGAAGGCCGUCUUCUUCACCUGCAUGGACAGUCGCAUGAUACCCACGAGAUACACGGAUACACACGUUGGCGACAUGUUUGUGGUGCGAAAUGCGGGAAAUCUGAUACCGCACGCCCAGCACUUCCAGGACGAGUACUUCAGCUGUGAGCCAGCGGCAUUGGAGCUCGGGUGCGUGGUGAAUGACAUCAGGCAUAUUAUUGUUUGUGGGCACAGCGAUUGCAAGGCCAUGAAUCUUCUGUAUCAACUCCGCGAUCCCGACUUUGCAUCCAAGUUGAAUCGUCGACUAUCUCCUCUGCGCUCCUGGAUGUGCACGCAUGCCAAUACCAGCUUGGAAAGGUUUCAGGAGUGGCGCAGUGCAGGCAUGAAGGAUCCCCUGAUAUUCUCCUCUGAGACGCCGCUUCGCCGCUUUGUCGCCUACAUUGACGAGGAGCAAAAGUUUGCCGUUGAAGACAAGCUAUCACAGAUCAAUACACUGCAACAGAUGUCGAAUAUUGCGUCAUACGGUUUCCUUAAAACUCGCCUCGAAUCCCACAAUCUGCACAUACACGCACUGUGGUUCGAUAUUUAUACAGGUGACAUUUACUACUUUAGUCGCGGUGCCAAGCGUUUCGUUGCCGUGGACGAGUCCAGCGUAGAUCAGCUCUCGGCGGAGGUGAGACGGUUCUACUCCUAGGUUGGCCACUUCUCAGC
Messenger RNA from Drosophila hydei, 819 nucleotides. RefSeq names its product beta carbonic anhydrase 1 (gene CAHbeta). The record is from RefSeq and is a predicted model, not a curated record. The transcript has 4 exons. Gene Ontology annotation, molecular function: carbonate dehydratase activity; zinc ion binding. The coding region runs from base 35 to 802 and encodes 255 amino acids. NCBI's taxonomy places the organism in Eukaryota, Metazoa, Arthropoda, Insecta, Diptera, Drosophilidae.